Messenger RNA from Effrenium voratum, 1392 nucleotides. Lineage: Eukaryota; Dinophyceae; Suessiales; Symbiodiniaceae. The record is from the annotation of a GenBank genome assembly.
AUGCGCCAGUCGGCGGCCUGCGAGCACUUCCAGAGGGGCCGAUUCAUUGCCAUGCUGCAGCUCCUGUGGAUUAUCCCAGUGCUGUUCUGCUCCGAGAGCAUCCUGAUUCGGCUUGGGCAGAGCCCAGACGUGGCCAGCCUUGCGGCAGCCUACAACCGCACCACUGCACCAGCACUCUUCUUCUACUUCCAGUACCAGGCGCUGGCAAAGUUCCUGCAGAAUCAGUGCAUCACAAUUCCACCGCUGGUCAUCAACGUGAUGACCUCGAUCCUUCAUGUGGCAUGGUGUAGCCUGUUCGUGGCAAAGCUUCAGCUGGGCAACGCCGGUGCUGGCUAUGCAAAUGCCGUGACCUGGACAUGCCAGUGGAUUCUGAUUGCCCUCUACUGCCUGCGCAUCGCUCCCAAGCUCAGCAUGAGCCGCCGUGAUGUUAUGCUUCCAGGCAAAGGCACCUUCGAGAAAUGGGGGGCUUACCUGAAGGUGGCCAUUCCCUGCGUGCUGCAGAUGAGCAGCGAGUGGUGGUUCUGGGAGAUCUGCGCUUUGAUCGUGGGGUUCCUGGGCACCAUCCCCUUGGCGGCACAUGUGGCAGCGAAUCAGAUCAUCGCCUUGUGUUUCAUGCCGGCGCUCGGCAUCGCCACUGCCGCCUCUGCCUUGGUCGGCAACAUGCUGGGCGCAAACAGGCCGCGGGAGGCCAAGCAAUACGUCAAGGUGUGCUUGGUCAUGAACUUCUUCGUGUGGCUCUCCAUAGCGGCGGUGCUGUCGUUCGGCCGGCAGCACAUAGCGAAUGUCUACGUCAAGCCCGGGGAGGUGUCAACGCUCAUGCAGAGUCUUCUGCUGAUCUUUGCCUUCGCUGGCUUUCCGGACACCACGCAGCACGUCAUGUCGGGUGCCCUCCGUGGAAUGGGUAUGGCGACCGCUGGCAGCGUGGUGUACCUUCUCAGCUACUAUGGGCUUAUGCUGCCGGCGGGCUAUGCUUUGGCGUUUCCUUUCGGACUCGGUGUCCGCGGCGUGUGGUAUGCCUUCGGCAUCGGCACGUCUGUGGCAGUGGGAGUGUUCAGCGUAUUUCUGGCCACGCUGGUUUCUGAAAAAAGCCUUCUGGUGCGCACUGCUCCACAGGAGGGAUCGCUUGAGUAUGAUGAUUAUGGUCCCGGCUUUGGGGUCGUUGCAUCACGUAUCCUUGGUGAGGAUAAUGCUGCAGAUGGCAGCUGGUUUUGGGCUCUCUAUGCUUAUGGCUCCUUCACGCAGGAGUGGCUUCGGUCCCCGAGCAGCGCAGAUACCACAGACCUGGACACCUUCCCCCACAUCGCCUGGGUGGCCUGCAGGACAGCCGUGGAUCCCCGCGAGGAGACGGAGAGAGUGACCAGGCUGCUGGGCAGCAAGCCUUUGAAGAGCUGA